GUCUCUCAGCAUGCCAGGCUGCAGUGCUGGCAAUAUGCAGGGUGAAGUGUACGAUUCCGUUGAACUGGAAGAAGCUUACCGUUAGUGUGGGCAGUCCAGCAGGCAGGCCGUAGGUGGCACCAGAGGAACUCCUCAGUAUUACCAGACGUCGUUAUCUACCAUACCUUCCGAAUUCUCCGCAAAAUACCCCUCUGCAUCCUUCGCCAGGGGAAGGGAGCACCUCGCUCGGUCCAAAAGUCAAAGAAACAAGUGAACCAGAGUUCGCAUCAAGCAAGAAACCGCUGAAAAGUACCCGUGGAAGGAUGAGUGCGGCGCGGGGCAUGUGGCAUAAGUGUGGCUGCAGGCUUGGGGUGGGUGGCUUCGCAGACCGGGCAGGGGAGCGAGACUGGACCAACGCUCAUCGUACGGUCAACACUGCCACAGCACGCGCGCAACCCUUAUCCUCUGACGCACGUGAAGUUUGUACGAAUCGGAUUGAUGGAAAAUAAGAACAAAUGGCUGUAGCGUAGUUACGUAUUAUCUAUGGUAUGUGUUUUUCUACGAAUGUGUUUGUUUAUUUAUUCAGUAGUUAUGUUUUUUCGGAUAUGACCUUGAGUGACUCCUUUGAUGAUCCAGUAUAUAUACUGAACAAAGUAUAAAUCUUGUGUUCGACUGCUCGUGGCGAGGAAGGUUUUGAGAGUGGUUGCGGUCAUCGAACUACAGGAGUGGUGCUGUGGGGCAGAAAGUAGGCGCCGGGGGAGGUGGUUCUUGGGAGAUCAGCUUCAUUUGAGAUUUCGCCUCGAAGGACAAGCAACACUAUCAACAGAAAGGCAACAGGCACAGCAAACAAGAUGAGGACGAUCACGUGGGCGUUCGCGUGGGCGCUUCUGGCCGCGUGGGCGUGUCCGACGGGCCACGCCUCCUCGCCCAUCAGGAUCUCUGCCUACCCCUACACGGGCUUCGGCAGGAGGCUCCCCGUCGACCCGUCGGAGAAGGAGAGGCCGAGGCGCAAUGCGACCUUCGUGGUGCCCGACUCCCAAGUCGGCAUCCCGGGGAACAACACAACCGAAGAAAAGGAAGAAGAAGAACAGGCGAGAACGAACGCAGGAGGAGACGCCGAAGGAGGAACAACGCCGGGAGAAGAAGAGAGAGAGACGGAGAGAACAGAAGAGGAAGAAGGGGAGGAGCGAGAGGGACGAGAGGAGGGAGUCCUAUCCGUGAAUAGGAUGGGGAUUCCCGCGAGAGUGAGCAGGAGGAAGCUUCCCUCCCGGCCACGCGGACCCUCGCCCCGGAUAGCCAGGCCUCAGGAGGACACGACCCACCGCAACCUGCCUCGGCCGCCCUCCAUCCGCCCUCCUGCCAUUCCUGAAGCCGAUGGUUUCGGGCCGCCCUCGACGCCCUUGGGAGCAGUCCAGCCUCCGGCGCCGCCCAACGGCCUCCCGCCCUCUACUCCCCCGCCCGCUCUGAUUGGAACCACCUUCGGCCCACCUGCUAUACCCAUUCCCAUUAGCUCCCCGUCCCCUCCGCCGGGAGCCGACAGGACCCAGGUCACAGACAUCAAAUGCAUCGACACGGGGUCUGCGAGCUCCUUCAUGGCGGUCCUCAAUCUCCCCGUGGGGUACAACUCCAUUCCCGUGUUCGAGGACCGCCCUACCGUGGACCCCACCAUCAACACGGCCUGCAGGAUGAUCCCGACGCAGAUCACAAACGACAUGUUCCAGCUGGUUGUGCGGGACCUGGAGCGAUGUGGCGUCCAGCGCUGCCGUCAGCCGAAUGGCGAAACGUGGUUGUGCCUCAACCUGAGGUUCCCGCUGGUGAACGGCCUGAAGCUCCCGGAGGACGAGAUCAUCCAAAUCAAGUGUCGGCCGCAGGACAAGAUGGCCCAAGACACGCAUGUGCUGACGGUAGCCACGGCAAUGUACGCCGCUAAAGGGGCAAUCAAGCAGCCCAGCGACCCUUCGGUGUUCGAGGGCGGCCAGCAGGAGUUCAUGUGCGAGAUCGGCCUCUUCAGGAAGCUCCGCGGCACCAACCUGUUCGCCGACCAGGUCACGUCGCAGGUGGAGCUCGAGCUGGGCGAGGAGGUGCAGCUCCGCUCCAUCGUGCGCACGGGAGACGGCUGGCAGUACAGUCGGCUGACCACGAUCAUCAUCCAGAAGGUGGGCGCCCCGAGGGAGAGGUCGCUCCUGAGUGCCGCCGACCUGGUCUUCGCUGACGGCUGCAGGAACCCCACGUACAGGCUGAUCGCCCGCGAGCACCCGAAGCGAGACCCGAGGAACCCGCUCAUCAACAACUUCACCUUCAGAGUCUUCAUGUUCCAAGAUAUGGAGGUCGGAGACAACCUCAUGAUCACCGCCAACGUCAUCGGCUGCGUCGAUGCGGAGGACUGUGCGGCGGUGAACUGCGAGGGCGAACUCGGUGAGGACACCCUGGGCUUCGGCAAGAGGAAGAGGCGAGAGGUGCGUCACUUCACCUUCACCAAAAUCAUCCCCGCGUCGGAUAUCCUCGCGUCCUCGCCCCCCUACCCGCCCACGCCCACGCCCAGCCUCCGAGUCCGGCGAGCCUCACAAGCCCACCAGCCGCACAAGAACACGACGUCGUGGGAGAGGAACCUGGCCAUCAAGGUCAGAAUUCCAGAAGCGCCAGUUCGUCAGAAAUACGUCGAUUCAGAGGAAUGUCGGCUGUACCUGUUCAUCACACUGGGUGUCGCCGGCGUCUUCUGCAUCUCCUCCGUCGUGUUCGUCGUGUUCACUCUCCUCCGCGGGCGCUCGGCGUCCAAGAAGGUCGGCCAGUCCGUUCCGGUGGCGCCCGUGGCCAUGAGCCCGCCCAUGCCGCCCAAGUUCUCGUCCACAGCCUCCACGUGCUCUUCGUCCCUGCCGUCGCUGAGGGAGUCCGAGGUGAGCGCCGUCGCCUCGCCCCUCAGGGACUUCCCGGUCCCCCCCACCGUCAGGCAGCGAAAGCGCGACCUCAACGCCGAGCUCCUGAACGUGUUCGGCGGCGACCAGGCCUUCUCCUACGGCUCGCACUACCCGGGCAUGUUCAACUACUACGGCUACAUGGUGGUUCCGCGGAAGGCCUCGGAGAAGGCGGACAAGCGGUCCCUCCGCGCGCUCAAGAAGAGGCAGCGGAGGGAGCGGCUCGAGCCGACCUGCCAGUGCGCGUCGGGCCGCCGGGAGACCGACGACCGCGACGCCAACAUCUCGACCGAAAACCACAAGGCCAUCAUCCGGAUCUCGUCGUCGGAUUCGGACACCGUCCCGACGCCUUGCCUGAGCCAUCGUCCGAAACCGAUGCCGCGGAUGAAGAAAGAAAGCGAAUACGAUAACAUUUACAGCGAAAUAUCAGUAGACGAAGAGCCCACCAUGGUCUGAGGGCCGAGGGCCGUGCCGCUAGGACAAUUUGUACAUACGUGUGAAGGCGGAGGCAGGGAUUACUCGCUAGAUACGCCCGCAAGGCUCGAGUUCGAUUCCCCCGACGGCGUCUAGUGAUUGCUUCAGUAAGUCAAAUACUUUCCUCUGGGCUUUUUACGGAUGACCAAAAAUAGUCUAAUCCCCCUUUUGUCAGACAGCGAAUGUUUCGAACGGAAACCUGGUCCGACGUGCCUGCGGGACGCCAAGGAUGUUGCAGAGCAGUCGCUCCGUCGCUGAUUGUUGCAGGGGCCUGGGUCAUUUAUCUUUAGGAUUCCUAACAUGUUUAGCGUUAAGCGUAUCAGCUCCUGCAGGGUGUUGUACUGAAGUCGUUCAUUUCUUCUUUUUUUUUUAAUUGUAUUGCUGAAAUGUUUUACACAUUUUAGCGAACGGAUGCUUUUGUUAUGCACAUACGGACACACACACACACACACACACACACACACACACACACACACACACACACACACACACACACACACAC
Messenger RNA from Penaeus monodon (black tiger shrimp), 3867 nucleotides. RefSeq lists its product as uncharacterized. The record is from RefSeq and is a predicted model, not a curated record. The transcript is spliced from 14 exons. The coding region runs from base 831 to 3347 and encodes 838 amino acids. NCBI's taxonomy places the organism in Eukaryota, Metazoa, Arthropoda, Malacostraca, Decapoda, Penaeidae.